AUGUCUUCCGCGAACGGUGAUCAGCAGCCGGUGAAGCUGUCGCUCCCUCUGAAAUAUCAGCAAGAACUUUUUCAAGAGCUCAGACAAAAAGAUGAGCUUGUCGUUCUCGCUCGCGGCCUCGGCCUCCUCCGGCUUGUGACAAAUCUCCUCCACUCCUACGAUGCAGCCGGGAGCAAUCUCAUACUGGUGGUUGGAACAGACGAGCGUGAGAAUGGGUGGAUCGGGGAAGCUCUGGCUGAACAUGCCGCCAUCAGCAUGUCUCUCAAGGCCAGAGGCCUCAGUGUCGUCAAUACAGAUGUCAUGAGUGUUGGAACAAGAGAGAAGAUGUAUGCUCAAGGAGGCAUAUUCAGCAUCACAUCAAGAAUUCUUGUGGUUGACCUUCUGACCAGUUUGCUGGACCCAGAGACUAUCACUGGACUUGUGGUUUUGCAUGCCGACAGAGUAGUUGCUACAUCUCUAGAAGCCUUUAUCCUUCGAAUCUACAGGCAGCGGAAUAAGGUGGGGUUCCUGAAGGCAUUCUCAGAUAACCCAGAGCCUUUCACUACCGGGUUUGCCCCGCUCUCCACCAUGAUGCGGAAUUUGUUUCUAAGAAAUGUGUCACUCUGGCCACGGUUCCAAGUGGUGGUGGCUCAAGCCCUCGAGGGCAAGAAGAAGGCCGAAGUCAUCGAGUUGGAAGUCCCAAUGUCCGAUUCUAUGAGGGACAUUCAAAAUGCUAUUAUGGAGUGUGUGGAAGUCAGCAUUGGAGAACUCAAAAAGAGUAACUCUGGUUUGGAGAUGGAAGACUGGAAUGUCGACAGUGCCCUCUUCAAGCAAUUCGAUAUGGUGGUCAGGAGACAACUUGAUCCAGUAUGGCACAGAGUCAGCUGGAAAACGAAGCAAAUUGUCAAUGACUUGACUGUCUUACGAGGCAUGCUACAUACUUUACUCACUUAUGAUGCAAUUUCUUUCAAUCGGCAUUUAGAUACCAUCUUAGCCGCUCAUUCCCCACCGUCUGGAUCCACAAGGCAAAAUCAAUCUCCUUGGCUAUUCCUUGAUGCAGCUCAUACCAUAUUCGACACUGCUAAAAGAAGAGUCUAUACUGGCAAACCGACUCAGGGAGAUGCGGAUAAUAUAGAUUCUCUCCGGCCAGUCCUUGAGGAGCAACCUAAGUGGGCUAUUCUGGCGGAAGUUUUGGACGAGAUUGAUCGAGACCAAUAUUUCAAUCCUGUGGUUCGUGAUGAUUCAAAUGGAACCAUCUUGGUCAUGUGUACAGAUACAGCACAAUGUCGACAAUUACGAGAAUAUCUCCAAACUAUGCAUGUCCGUCCCGAGACUGCUCAGGUGGAUGAUAACGACGAAGAAAGAGAAGAGAACGAGCCGUCGGCUGCAUUUAUGAUGAGACGAAAGCUUCGAGACUAUCUCAAAUGGAAGAAAGAGUUUGCCAAAAUCAGUGCAACACUGUUUUCUGAGAAUCAAAAUGCCUUGAAUGGCUCUGCCAAUACAAGGAACCAACCGAGCACCAGCUACAGAGGGAAACCACCGGCGAACAAACGAAGACGAGUAAGAGGAGGUGGAAACGCUGGUUCGGGUCCAUCACGUGCUGCUAAUGGCAGUAUUCUGGCAUCAGAGGAUAGACCGCUCGAAGUUGCUUCCCUGAUGUCCGAGAUUCAACCUACAGAAGCAGAAUCGGCUCAAAAGGAGGAAAUCCUUGCAGACCCCUUGGAUGAUAUGGAAGAUUAUAACCAGCUCUACGAGAUGCAAGAUCUUCUUGUAAUCCAUGCUUACGACGGAGACAUGGAUGAACAUGUUCUCGAGGAGGUUAAGCCCAGAUACAUUAUCAUGUAUGAACCGGAUACUUCGUUUGUUAGGCGGGUUGAGGUCUACCGUUCCUCUCACAACGACCGCAAUGUACGAGUUUAUUUCCUCUAUUACGGAGGCUCUGUUGAAGAGCAACGCUAUCUUUCAUCUGUUCGACGAGAGAAGGAUGCCUUCACAAAGCUCAUCAAGGAGAAAUCAGCAAUGUCUGUCGUCAUGACACUCGAUGCUCACGGGAUCGAGGAUCCCCAAGAAGCCUUCCUCCGCACCAUCAACACCAGAAUCGCCGGUGGUGGCCGUCUAGCAGCAACAGCCCAACCACCUCGCGUUGUCGUAGACGUCCGAGAAUUCCGCUCAUCGCUACCCUCCCUCCUUCACGGCCGCAACAUGGUCAUCGUCCCUUGCAUGCUCACAGUGGGUGACUACAUCCUCUCGCCCAACAUCUGCAUCGAACGCAAGUCGAUCAAAGAUCUCAUCUCCUCCUUCAAAGACGGCCGUCUCUAUAACCAAGCUGAAACCAUGCUCCUUCACUACAAAUCACCCAUGCUGCUCAUCGAAUUCGACCAGAACAAGUCUUUCACACUCGAGCCGUUCGCAGAUCUUUCAGGCAGCUUGUCAUCUGUAUCCUCCUCCAAUGCCUCCUCAGACCUACAAUCCAAGCUCGUCCUCCUGACCCUGGCUUUCCCACGUCUCCGAAUCAUCUGGUCCUCAUCCCCCUACCAAACAGCUGAGAUCUUCGAGUCACUAAAAACUCAAGAGCCAGAACCAGAUCCCAUCACCGCAGUGCGAGUCGGGCUAGAAGGCGGUCAAAAAGUUGAAGAUCAGAGCUUCAACAGGGAGCCACAGGAUAUGCUGAGGAUUGUGCCAGGGGUGACGGGUAAAAAUAUCAAGAACUUAGUGGUGGAGAUGGGGAGUUUGAGGGAUGUCGCUAAUGCGAGUGUGGAGGAAUUGGAGCCGGCUGUUGGGAAGGAGGCCGGGAGGCAGAUUUAUAGGUUCUUUAAUAAGAGCGUGCUUGAGGAGUAA
Hyaloscypha bicolor E is the source of this 2817-nucleotide messenger RNA. RefSeq names its product MUS38-like protein. The record is from RefSeq and is a predicted model, not a curated record. The coding region runs from base 1 to 2817 and encodes 938 amino acids. The transcript has 2 exons. Gene Ontology annotation, molecular function: damaged DNA binding; single-stranded DNA binding; single-stranded DNA endonuclease activity. Gene Ontology annotation, biological process: double-strand break repair via homologous recombination; double-strand break repair via single-strand annealing, removal of nonhomologous ends; resolution of meiotic recombination intermediates. Gene Ontology annotation, cellular component: nucleotide-excision repair factor 1 complex. Lineage: Eukaryota; Fungi; Ascomycota; Leotiomycetes; Helotiales; Hyaloscyphaceae.